Lizanozyma spartinae is the source of this 1134-nucleotide messenger RNA. It is a transcript of the gene DYS1, whose product is annotated as deoxyhypusine synthase. Gene Ontology annotation, cellular component: cytoplasm. The transcript has a single exon. NCBI's taxonomy places the organism in Eukaryota, Fungi, Ascomycota, Pichiomycetes, Serinales, Debaryomycetaceae. The coding region runs from base 1 to 1134 and encodes 377 amino acids. The record is from RefSeq and is a predicted model, not a curated record. Gene Ontology annotation, biological process: peptidyl-hypusine biosynthetic process. Gene Ontology annotation, molecular function: deoxyhypusine synthase activity.
AUGAGUACUGAUAAAUUCCCUGAGUUGGCUACUGGAGCCGUGCUCGUUAAGUCCGAGCCUGUCCCUGAAGACUUUGAAGAAGUAAAGGGAAUAGACUACAGUAAAGACACUGCUUUCAAUAUGAGUGCUACAGACUUAAUAGCUCUGAUGCGUACAAUGGGAUUCCAAGCUUCAAGUGUAAGCAGUGCAUGUGAGAUUAUCAACAACAUGAGAGCUUGGAGAGGUAAGCAUCGUGACGAGCUUCCAGAACAUGAACAAGACAAGGGAGAAUUUGAUGAAGAAGGAUAUCAAAAGCUGACUAUAUUCAUGGGGUUCACAUCUAAUUUAAUUCUGAGUGGGUUGAGAGACACAUUAAGAUUUUUGGUUCAACACAAGAUGGUAAGUGCCAUUGUGGCCACUGCUGGAGGUGUCGAAGAAGAUUUAAUCAAAUGUCUUGCCCCAACUUAUAUGGGAGAAUUCUCAUUAGCUGGUAAAGGGUUACGUGAUAAGGGUAUGAAUCGUAUUGGAAACUUAUUGGUGCCCAAUGAUAACUAUUGUAAGUUUGAAGAAUGGAUUGUACCAAUUUUGGAUCAAUGCUUAGAAGAACAAGAAGCUUCUAUUAAGAAAUUAGGAGUCGAAGCUCUUAAUUAUGAUUCAGCAGCCAUUUGGACUCCAUCUAAAUUGAUUGACCGAUUAGGUAAGGAGAUUAACGACGAAACUUCUGUUCUUUAUUGGUGUCACAAGAAUCAAAUUCCUGUGUUUUCUCCUGCUUUAACUGAUGGUUCUAUCGGUGAUAUGCUCUUUUUCCAUACUUUUAAGGCAUCUCCUCAACAAUUGAGACUCGACAUUGUUGCAGACAUCAGAAAGAUCAAUUCCAUGUCAAUGGAAGCUUCUCAUGCUGGUAUGAUCAUUCUUGGAGGUGGACUUAUCAAGCAUCAUAUUUGUAAUGCUUGUUUAAUGAGAAAUGGUGCUGAUUUCGCAGUGUAUAUUAACACCGGACAAGAAUUCGAUGGUUCAGAUGCCGGAGCAAGAACUGAUGAAGCUGUUUCUUGGGGUAAGAUUAAAGCUGAUGCCCAACAAGUUAAAGUUUAUGCUGAUGUUAGUGUUGUGUUCCCAUUAAUUGUGGCUGCCACUUUUGCUUCAUCUCGUCCGUAA